AAUCAUCAGUAAAGUCUGUCAUACUCUAGAUCAUAGUAAUAUGAUGUCUAAUGUGACUUAAUCAUAACUAUUUGUUCAAAUAAUAUGACACAUAUCAUCAUUAAAUAUAUUUACAAUUUAUGGUGUAAACAAUAGGUUUCUUUGAAUUUACGCAAUUUUUGAGAUUUAAUUGGAAAACAAACUAGGAAGAAUGUCGGGGUUAACUUGCAACGCAUGUAAGAAGGAAUUCAAUGAGGAUUCAAAAGAAAGGCUUCAUUACAGUAGUCCGAUUGGCACUGCUACGAUCUCAAAGUUUCAUUGCAUCCUCCUUCGUUGCUACUCUCUUAAAACUUUUCUCGAGCACCUUCACUGCAAUCUUGACUCCAUAGGGAAACUGCCCUCUAUAAACAACCCUAGAUGCUCCAGACCCGGACCUGAUAGAGUAAUUGCUGGUAAAGGCAAAGAGCUUCGGCACGUGCAACAACCUCCCAAACUUGAACUGCAUGUUGCGGCUGACUUGUCCGAGCAAGGACACAAACAAUUGCAACAAAUAUACAAUGACUAGAUGAUUCCUAAAAUCAAGCACAUUUCCUUGGAUUAAGCAACAUGCAUGUGUAAUACAGACUUUUCCUUACA
This is a messenger RNA of Rubroshorea leprosula, 615 nucleotides long. The record is from the annotation of a GenBank genome assembly. Lineage: Eukaryota; Viridiplantae; Streptophyta; Magnoliopsida; Malvales; Dipterocarpaceae.